AUGGCCGACGUCAAGCGCCCGAAUAUCACGCUGUACACGGAUGCCACGCCCAAUGGCCUCAAAGCCUCGAUAGCGCUGGAAGAACUCGGCCUCCCGUACAAGACCGAGCACAUCAACAUCGCGACCAACCGGCAGAAGGAACCAUGGUUCCUGGAAAUCAACCCCAAUGGUCGCAUUCCUGCCAUGACUGACACUUUCUCCGACGGCGAGCAGAUCCGUCUGUUCGAGUCGGGAGGUAUUUUCCAAUACCUGGUCGACGAGUACGACCACGACUACAAGAUCAGCUUUCCCAAGGGCACCCGCGAGUACUACGAAAUGACCAACUGGGUGUUUUUUCAAAAUGCCGGGUUGGGUCCCAUGCAGGGGCAAGCGAAUCACUUCGUGAGGUACGCGCCCGAGAAGAUCGAGUACGGCAUGAAUCGAUAUGUGAAUGAGACGAGGAGAUUAUACGGCGUGCUGGACAAGCAUCUUCAAUCCUCGAAGUCGGGGUUCAUUGUCGGCGACCACAUUUCGAUCGCAGACAUCACCACUAUCGGGUGGGUAAUCUGGGCAGCCUGGGCGGGUGUAGACAUCGACGAGUUCCCCACGCUCAAGAAGUGGGAGGAGAUGAUGAGUGCGAGAGAAGGUGUCAAGAGAGGCUGUGAUGUGCCCAGAAAGCUGGACAUCAAGGAGAGGAUGAAGGAUAAGAAGUCCUUGGAGGAGUUUGCAAAGCACUCGAGUCAAUGGAUUCAGCAGGGCAUGAAGGAAGAUGCGCAAAAGAAGUGA
This is a messenger RNA of Cladophialophora yegresii CBS 114405, 765 nucleotides long. Its product is annotated as glutathione S-transferase. The transcript has a single exon. Bases 1 to 765 code for a protein of 254 amino acids. The record is from RefSeq and is a predicted model, not a curated record. NCBI's taxonomy places the organism in Eukaryota, Fungi, Ascomycota, Eurotiomycetes, Chaetothyriales, Herpotrichiellaceae.